Arachis duranensis is the source of this 1195-nucleotide messenger RNA. RefSeq names its product transcription factor ICE1. The transcript is spliced from 4 exons. Gene Ontology annotation, biological process: regulation of DNA-templated transcription. Gene Ontology annotation, molecular function: DNA-binding transcription factor activity; sequence-specific DNA binding; protein dimerization activity. Lineage: Eukaryota; Viridiplantae; Streptophyta; Magnoliopsida; Fabales; Fabaceae. Bases 10 to 783 code for a protein of 257 amino acids. Gene Ontology annotation, cellular component: nucleus. The record is from RefSeq and is a predicted model, not a curated record.
GCGUUUGAAAUGGAGGCAGUUGGUGGUUCUGGAAACGCUCUGUUUUCGGGCAAGGGAAAUGGAUUGGAAGCUUUGGUAGUGAGUAAUUUGAAGAGGGUGCAGGAAGUUGAAGAAGCUAGCAAUGAAGGUUCAAUGUGGAAUUCUGAAGAGGAUGAUGAGAGAACUGAUGAGGUGGUGGUUGAGGAGAGUGGGAAGAAGAAGAAGAAGAAGGGGAUGCCGUCCAAAAAUCUUAUGGCGGAGAGGCGGCGAAGGAAGAAGCUCAAUGAUAGGUUGUACAUGCUUAGGUCUGUUGUGCCAAAUAUUAGCAAGAUGGAUAGAGUUUCGAUACUUGGAGAUGCAAUUGACUACAUGAAGGAGUUACAGCAGCGGGUCAAUGAUCUUCAAAAUGAACUGGAGUCAACUCCAACUAGCUCUUCGCCAUCAUCUUCCACCAGCAUUCAACCUUUGACACCCACACUGCAAACCCUUCCUUGCCGGGUGAAGGAAGAACUGUGUCCCGUGCCAAUCCCAGGAAACCAAACAGCAAAGGUGGAAGUUAAGGUAAGGGACGGCAAAGCUGUCAACAUUCACAUGUUUUGUAGCCGCCGACCAGGUCUUCUGGUCUCUACAAUGCAGGCUUUGGAUAACCUCGGAUUAGAUGUUCAACAAGCUGUUAUUAGCUGCUUCAAUGGUUUUGCUUUAGACAUCUUCAAAGCUGAGCAAUGCAGAGAAGGGCAGGAUGUGCUUCCUGAGGAAAUCAAAGCAGGUCUGCUGGAUUCAGCAGGUAUCCAUGAUAUGAUGUGAUUCAAGUUCUUAAUUGGUAAAUGGAAUUAGAGAAAUGCCAACAGUGAUUGCUGUUGUAACUUGCACGCAGGAUCCAAAUAAAUCUUUACAAAUUACAAUUACUGUCUGUAAGGCAUUACUGGGAAGAUCAAACAGCAAAUUAGCAUAAUUUGAAGGUUGAAAAGUUGUCUUGUGAUAUCUGGUCAUGACUUUUAGAAAAGCAAAUGAUGUCACAUUGUUUUUUUUAAGUCAUGGAUUAUAUCUUGUUUGUUUUAUUUGCCUGUUUAUUUUGGUCAUGGAAUAUUUUUCUUAAAUCUUGCUUCCUCAAAAUUGUGUCUGUUUAAUUUUUAAAAUAGACUUGCUACAAAAAGUUGUCAGUGCCCUAGUUGUUUGUUUUUAAAGGGAUUUCAAUCCUCACUAAUUAAAUAACAGU